This is a messenger RNA of Capsicum annuum, 2217 nucleotides long. Its product is annotated as signal peptide peptidase-like 3. The transcript has 14 exons. Gene Ontology annotation, biological process: membrane protein proteolysis. Gene Ontology annotation, molecular function: aspartic endopeptidase activity, intramembrane cleaving. NCBI's taxonomy places the organism in Eukaryota, Viridiplantae, Streptophyta, Magnoliopsida, Solanales, Solanaceae. Bases 345 to 1997 code for a protein of 550 amino acids. The record is from RefSeq and is a predicted model, not a curated record. Gene Ontology annotation, cellular component: lumenal side of endoplasmic reticulum membrane; Golgi-associated vesicle membrane; cytoplasmic side of endoplasmic reticulum membrane.
AAACUCGAAAAGCAUAAAUACCCAUUAAAAUCAAUAAACACAUUUAUAUAUUACGUAUAGAUUUACCUAAGCAUUUAAUUUCAAAUAUUUCUAGUGCAUUAAUUUCAAAUAUUUCUAGUUCAUUAGUGCUCGUCUCGCAUCCCAUCAAUAAAAUUCCAACAACCACCUCUCAUCUACCUUACAUUUUCUUCCAAUUCUAUCCUUCUUAACCCCCCCCCCCCCCCCGCCCGCUCCCCCGCAAACCAAAACCUCCAACCCCACCCACCCACUCUCUCCAUCAAAAAUUGUAAGCAAACAAAAAAAAAUACAUAGAGAUUUGCUAUUUUGAUCUCCAAAAAAACCCUAUGCGAAGACAGAUAAAGGGGGAUCAAUUAUUAUCAAUUAUGGCAUUUUCAUGGCGGUUAAUCGGAGUAAGCAUUUUCAGUUUCCUUUUUCUACUUCAAUCAACAACAACAACCGUAGCUGCACGCGCCGAUGAUGAUAUCUCACGCGCCGCCCCUGCUAAUUCAUCCACCUCAUGUAACAAUCCUUAUCGAAUGGUUCUGGUGAAGUUAUGGAUUGAUGGUGUUGAGCAUGAAACAAUAGGUGGCUUAAGUGCGGCAUUUGGGUCUCUUUUAUCCACUCAUGCUAAAAAUGCCUCCAGAUUGCCAGCUACUUAUACAAAACCCUUGAAUGGCUGUUCCAGUUCCUCUUUUAAGUUAUCAGGCUCCAUUGCACUGGCUCUUCGCGGUCAAUGUGAUUUUCUAACGAAGGCUGCAGUUGCACAAGCGGGAGGUGCUGCAGGAAUUGUGCUGAUAAACAAUCAAGAAGAUCUUCUGGAGAUUUCUUGUCCUGACAAUUCUACGAUAUCAAACAUAACAAUUCCUGUUGUAACCAUUUCAAAAGCCGGAGGAGAUGUCAUUGACAAAUAUUUCUCUGCUGGAAAUAAAGUGGAGAUUCUGUUUUAUUUGCCAGAUCGCCCCCUUGUGGACUACUCGGCGAUGUUCAUAUGGCUGAUGGCUGUUGGCACAAUCUUUUGUGCAUCUUUUUGGUCAGAGUUAACUACAUCUAAAGAAAGCAAUGGCUAUGAAAAGGCACCAGAGGUGAUUGCUGGAGGCACCAGGGAGGAAGAUGACAAGGAAAUUCUAAAUAUCACUACAAGGAGUGCUUUUGUAUUUGUCAUCACAGCUUCUACGUUUCUGUUGCUACUUUACUUUUUCAUGUCGUCUUGGUUUGUCUGGCUGCUGAUAAUACUUUUCUCCAUUGGUGGAGUUGAGGGAAUGCAUAGCUGUAUAAUAUCCCUGGUAUUGAGCAAAUGUAAAAGUUGUGGAAGGAAAACGUUGAAUUUGCCGCUUCUUGGGGAGAUUUCUAUUCUAUCUCUUGUGGUCUUGAUAUUUUGCGUGGCAUUUGCUAUCUUCUGGGCAGUAACUAGGAAAGCAUCAUACUCUUGGAUUGGCCAAGAUAUUCUGGGAAUUUGUUUGAUGAUAACUGUUCUGCAGUUGGCUCAGUUACCUAAUAUAAAGGUUGCUACGGUGCUUCUGUGCUGUGCAUUUCUCUACGACAUCUUCUGGGUUUUCCUUUCACCUGCUAUAUUCCAUGACAGUGUAAUGAUUGCAGUUGCCCGUGGUGACAAAGCUGGCGGAGAAUCCAUCCCAAUGCUUCUGAGAGUUCCUCGAAUAUCAGAUCCUUAUGGUGGCUAUGAUAUGAUUGGUUUUGGGGAUAUUCUCUUUCCCGGUUUGCUGGUUUGUUUUGCUUUUAGAUUUGACAAAGCGAGAAGGAAGACGGUACUAAACGGAUACUACAUCUGGAUGAUGGUUGGUUAUGGAAUUGGUCUUCUAUUCACAUACUUGGGCUUGUAUCUAAUGAACGGUCAUGGUCAACCCGCGCUUCUAUAUCUCGUGCCCUGCACACUCGGAGUCUACGUGGUGCUGGGAUUGCUGAGGGGCGAACUUAAAGACCUAUGGAGCUACGACAGCGAAUCAACAAAAGUCGCAGACUCACUAUUGGAAGACGCGUAAUAGAUAGACUACUAACACAAGCCAUUGGUGUAUUCUUUCCAUGAUAUUAGUAUAAGCUGUUCAUAGAAUUCAAAGUCUUUUCCUGGAGGAAGUUCAUGGCUGUGUUGCAUAUGUAUAUUUUCGUUUACGUCAGCGAUUUCUCUUUCACCUUUGAUUAAUAUGUAACUUUACAGCAAUCAUACAAGAAGGAGAAGUCAUGAUGAAUCAGUUUUAGUAGUCA